AUGGCCGACUCAGACUCGUCUCUGUCUUCUGCGCCCCCGACUGACGAUGAGAUGGAGCUUGAAGUCCCAGAGGCUGCUGCUGCGAAGCCCGCACCUCAGAAAAAGAAGAAGAACGGCACAAUCCUGACCUUUUUCAACAAACGUUCGCCCUCGCCGCCUCCAAGAAAACGGGCGCCGUCCCCGCCGCAUGAGCCUGUACCAGAGGACAAUCCAGACAUUGCUUUUAUCGUAAUGUUCCGGUCACGUUUCAACGAAGCAUUCCCUCGCGGUUCCCCUUCUGUAGGGCCUCAGGACAUCGAGCAGGGUGUCGCGGAAGACACACCGUCCGCCGACGUCGAAGGCUUACUAUGCGCCUUGCUCGGCCUCGUCCUCAAUCGCAAGAAACCUGUCGAGAAGGGUCAUUACGGUCGCGCUCUCGAGGAAGCCAUCCAAACCCAAAAAUCGCAAUGGCCCACCAAAUGGACUGGCAAUCCCCUCAGCGGCGGUCGCAACUUCAACACAAUGACGGCAGUAGAGCGAAUCACCCUCCUCCACUCACUCUGCCUCUGGAGCCUCAAUCAAAACGAACAAGUCAAGGCCAUGAUCAAUAACGCAUACAAGUCUCGCACUACCAAGGACAAGCAAGAUACCAACAUCCCAUUAUCGGUGCAAGCAUGGGGCCGUGAUGGUGACAAGCGUCGAUACUAUCUAGUCGAAGGACAAAACGAUACCCACUUUCGCAUCUACCGCGAGACCGACCCGAGCCGCAAGAACGUACAAUGGAUCAGUGUCGCCGGCUCCAUUGAUGAGUUGAAGGCGCUUGCGACGAAGCUGGAGGAAGUAGAUGGGCACAAAGAGGCUAAGGCACUUGGCGAGCGUAUGCUUAACGCCGUGCCACGAUUCGAGGCCUCAGAAAAUAAACGUAAGCGACGAGAGUACACACGCCAGCGCAAAGAUGCCUUCACCCGCCCAGAACCUGGUUUCUCCCUAUAUGAAGGCCGCACCCGUGGCAAGCGCCAACGAUACACAUUUGACGAAGACAACGACUUCGAUUCAGACAACACCUCCGUACGCCGAUCAGGGCGACAGUCGGGCCGCGACACACCCGCUGCACCUUCUGGUCCUACUGUCACCGCCAGUGGUCGACAGGUCCGAUCUCGAGCAACCGGUUUAUAUGGCGAAACAUUGCUCAGUGGACAAAUUGCAGACCAUGCAUCGCCUGCGACUGGCGACUAUGUCAGAUCUGAUGUGUCGGAAGAACCAUAUUCAGGCCAUGGCCGAUCGACUCGCGCCGCCAACAGGGGUACCACAAACGGUCGUUCAUUCAACCGAACAGUAGAUUCGGAAGACGAGGAGGACGCGACCUCUUGGGAUGGUGGAGAUGACGAUGAAGAGGAGCCAGAUCAGAUGGAUCUUGACGACGACGACGACGAAGACGAUGCCGUGGAGGAAUCGGAAGAGGAGGAAGAACAACACAGCCUCAUGGUCACUCUACGCUACCGGAAAGGUGCAUCUGAUGGCGCUCCUGCUCAUGAAGAAGAUGCGCCCAUGACAAAUGGGGUGGAUCGCGAUUCUAUUGCUGCGACAGUCGCGUCGUCGACCAGCACCAGCGCACCAAAACAGCCUGAGCCUGCGCCUGCAUCUGCAGGUACUAUGAACGGAAUCUCUACUCCAGUAGUCCCAGUCGCACAGCAACAACAAACUUCUACCGGCAACCCAGAAGCGCUGCCUAAGCUCGAUGGAGUUUUCUCUGCACCAACUCCCCCUGAAGAAGCACCAAAGUCCCAGGCGCCAGUGGAGGCUCCAGCUAGCACAUUCGAGGCUCAACCACCACAUCAGCCUGCACCUACUCCUACUAUCAACGGGCGAUAA
Alternaria alternata is the source of this 1851-nucleotide messenger RNA. RefSeq lists its product as hypothetical. The record is from RefSeq and is a predicted model, not a curated record. The transcript is spliced from 5 exons. Lineage: Eukaryota; Fungi; Ascomycota; Dothideomycetes; Pleosporales; Pleosporaceae. The coding region runs from base 1 to 1851 and encodes 616 amino acids.